Messenger RNA from Microtus oregoni (creeping vole), 1871 nucleotides. RefSeq names its product bifunctional purine biosynthesis protein ATIC-like. Gene Ontology annotation, molecular function: phosphoribosylaminoimidazolecarboxamide formyltransferase activity; IMP cyclohydrolase activity. The transcript has a single exon. The record is from RefSeq and is a predicted model, not a curated record. Gene Ontology annotation, cellular component: cytosol. Gene Ontology annotation, biological process: 'de novo' IMP biosynthetic process. The coding region runs from base 66 to 1853 and encodes 595 amino acids. NCBI's taxonomy places the organism in Eukaryota, Metazoa, Chordata, Mammalia, Rodentia, Cricetidae.
UCCUGCCUGCUUGCAUCUGCACGUGGCCUGUCCGUCUUCUUACUCCGCGACCCAGCGCAGCAGCCAUGGCUCCAGGCCAGCUCGCUCUGUUCAGUGUGUCUGACAAAACUGGCCUAGUGGAAUUUGCCCGAAACCUCGCAUCUCUGGGUUUGAGUCUAGUCGCUUCCGGAGGCACGGCACAAGCGCUCAGGGAUGCUGGCCUGGCAGUCAGAGAUGUGUCAGAGCUAACAGGUUUGCCUGAAAUGUUAGGGGGGGGGGGGGGGCGUGUGAAAACCUUGCAUCCUGCUGUCCAUGCUGGAAUCUUGGCACGAAAUAUUCCAGAAGAUAGUGCUGACAUGGCCAGACUUGAUUUCAACCUUAUAAGGGUCGUUGCUUGUAACCUGUACCCCUUCGUGAAGACGGUGGCUUCUCCGGAUGUAACUGUUGAGGCAGCUGUUGAGCAAAUUGAUAUUGGCGGAGUGACCCUACUGAGAGCUGCAGCCAAAAACCAUGCUCGAGUGACAGUCGUAUGUGAACCAGAGGACUACGUGUCAGUGGCUGCAGAGAUGCAGGGCUCUAAUAGUAAGGACACCUCCCUGGAGACCAGGCGCCACUUGGCCUUGAAGGCAUUCACUCAUACUGCACAAUAUGAUGAAGCAAUUUCAGAUUACUUCAGAAAGCAGUACAGUAAAGGAAUUUCCCAGAUGCCCUUGCGGUAUGGGAUGAACCCCCAUCAGACUCCUGCCCAGCUGUAUACACUGAAACCCAAGCUUCCCAUCACAGUCCUCAACGGAGCCCCUGGAUUCAUAAACUUGUGUGAUGCUUUGAAUGCCUGGCAUCUGGUGAAGGAACUCAGGGAAGCAGUGGGCAUCCCGGCUGCGGCUUCCUUCAAGCAUGUCAGCCCAGCAGGCGCUGCUGUUGGGACUCCACUUAGUGAGGAUGAAGCCAGAGUCUGCAUGGUCCAUGACAUCUAUCCAACUCUCUCGCCUAUGGCCGCAGCAUAUGCAAGAGCAAGAGGAGCUGAUAGAAUGUCUUCAUUUGGUGAUUUUAUUGCAUUGUCUGAUGUCUGUGAUGUCCCUACUGCAAAAAUUAUCUCCAGAGAAGUUUCGGAUGGUAUCGUUGCCCCAGGAUAUGAAGAGGAAGCCUUGAAAGUACUUUCUAAAAAGAAAAAUGGGAACUGCUGUGUUCUUCAGAUGGACCAGUCCUACAAACCGGAUGAAAAUGAAGUGCGAACACUCUUUGGUCUUCGUUUAAGCCAGAAGAGAAAUAAUGGUGUCAUUGACAAGUCAUUAUUUAGCAAUAUUGUCACCAAGAAUAAAGAUCUGCCGGAGUCUGCCCUCAGAGACCUCAUUGUAGCCACUGUCGCUGUCAAGUACACUCAGUCCAACUCCGUGUGUUAUGCCAAGGAUGGACAGGUUAUCAGCAUCGGAGCAGGCCAGCAGUCUCGGAUACACUGCACACGCCUUGCGGGUGAUAAGGCAAACUCAUGGUGGCUCCGACACCAUCCACGAGUGCUUUCCAUGAAGUUUAAAACUGAGGUGAAGAGAGCGGAAAUCUCUAAUGCCAUUGAUCAGUAUGUGACAGGCACCAUUGGUGAGGGAGAAGACCUGCUGAAGUGGAAGGCGCUGUUCGAGGAAGUCCCCGAGUUUCUCACUGAGGCAGAGAAAAAGGAAUGGGUCGACAAACUGAGAGAUGUUUCUGUCAGCUCCGAUGCCUUCUUUCCUUUCAGGGAUAAUGUAGACCGAGCUAAAAGGAGUGGUGUGGCCUACAUUAUUGCGCCAUCUGGAUCUGCUGCAGACAAGGUUGUGAUCGAGGCAUGCGAUGAACUGGGGAUCGUCUUGGCUCACACGGAUCUCCGGCUCUUCCACCACUGAUCUUAGUUUCUGUCAUUU